Messenger RNA from Durio zibethinus, 1277 nucleotides. Its product is annotated as chaperone protein dnaJ 20, chloroplastic-like. Lineage: Eukaryota; Viridiplantae; Streptophyta; Magnoliopsida; Malvales; Malvaceae. Gene Ontology annotation, cellular component: chloroplast. The record is from RefSeq and is a predicted model, not a curated record.
UAUCACAAUCCAAAUCAGCCCUUUUGUACGCCUUUUUCUCCAGCCUUUCCUUGUCUUUUCUUACCACAAAUGUCACUUUCCCAAACCAACCUCCGAUUACAUACCCAAAACAAAUUGCUUUCAAGUUUCUCUUCAUUUUGCAAAACUUCAAGAAUAUCCAAACAGAUGAAUAAAAACUAGUGGUAAUUGUUUCAAAAGAAAUUCUUGGCAAAAAAAAAAAAGGAAUUAUUAAAUAUGCGUUGCGGUUAUGGAUUGGCGGCGAUCCCGGGAAGCGACGUUCGCUUCUUUACACCGGACACUUCCUUCCUCCGCUUUCGAAGAACGGCCAACCCGGUCCGGAUACAAUUUGGGUCGUUCAAAAUCAAUGCGAAAAUCGAUGAAGCGAGGAAGGGGACGAGUUUCUAUGAGUUGCUGGGAAUACCCGAGUCGGGUACUUUACUGGAGAUAAAGCAGGCGUAUAAACAGCUGGCUAGGAAGUACCACCCCGACGUGUCGCCCCCGGAUCGGGUGGAGGAGUACACGGAGCGGUUUAUACGGGUCCAGGAGGCUUAUGAGACUUUGUCGGAUCCGAGGAGUAGAGCGUUGUAUGAUAAGGACUUGGCUUUGGGGAUUCAUUUUGCUUUCUCUGCUAGACGACGUUGCCAAUACGAUGAGGAACUAGAACAACGGAGUGAGUGGAGAAAUCGUUUGCAAUCUCAGCUAUCAGAGCUGAAGAGAAGAAGCAUGACCAGGGAUGCCAGAGGAAACAUGUCAUGGGGAGCUCGAAUGCGCAGACAAAGGGGUGAAUUGUCUAAAGAAUAAUAAACAACUUUCCUUCUCCACUCAAACAAAUAUGAAUGGUCUUUUGCUUAUGUUUUUGGUUUUAUCUCUUGUAUAUAUGUAUCAUUCUACCCUUCCAUAGAUGGCAAUUGGGUUAGCAUUGCUCAAAAGAAAUUUUUUUCAAUGUUAAUUCUAAAAUCAAAUGCCUCUACUAUCUUUCAUCACUCAAUAUGUACAUAAAUUUGUUAGAAUUUGACUUGCUCAAGUUAAUUUUGCUUUGUUUUCAUGAAUUCUGGUCUUGGAGCUUCUUUAUAAUUUUUAUCUUAUGUUGUGAUGUUAGGUAUGUAGCAAGGCAUUAUCAAUUUUGUUUCUAAUCUUCUGAUUGUUUUUAAUUAUUUUUUUUCACAUGUUAUUGAUUUAUUUAUUUUAGUUUUCUAUUCUGGUUUUAGAUAGUGAGGCAUAAAAACUCCUUUUUCUAAACUCUUUUCAUCACCAAUAUUGCAAUAUUACAACCAUAU